Molecule: messenger RNA, 1596 nt
Organism: Penicillium crustosum
Lineage: Eukaryota; Fungi; Ascomycota; Eurotiomycetes; Eurotiales; Aspergillaceae
Product: endo-beta-1,2-glucanase
Exons: 8
Coding region: 1-1596 (531 amino acids)
Source: RefSeq, a predicted model, not a curated record
AUGCGUCUCCACGAGAAAUUCGGCCAUGUCUUGACAUGGAUAACACUGGUCAAUGCCCUACCAUCGCCAUCCGGACACAUCAAUGAGCCCUCGUGCCGUUUUGCGCAUCAACAUUCCCAAAAGCAGAUCCUCCAGGAUCCUACUGCUUUCAUCAAUGAUAUGCUGUAUUGGGAGGGCAAGUUCCAUCAGAACAACAUCUCAUACAACAGCAACAAUGGUAUCUCCUACGAUGGCACUAACAUCGACUGGGUGACUGGAAAGGCGACGGCCAAGCACACCUUCAGUGCUGCUAGCAAAGAGUCUCUUCAAAUCAUGCUAUAUACCCACGCUGUUGCUGGCUCUCCAGAGGCUGCUCGGUUCCUCUCGCCUGAUAACACAGCAGAGGCCCCCGAAAUUGCAGCUUCUAUUAUGCAGAAAAAGUUGCAGACUUAUCUCAAAUUCAACGAGACUUAUCCAGGCUUCGGAGGCUUCUUGCCCUGGGUCUCAGCGGAUACUCAAGAUAUGACUCCGAUGUCGGACUGGGUCAAUCGCGUGCCUGGUCUUGAUAACGGUGAACUUGUAUGGGCUGUAUAUGGUUUCAUUCAAGCCCUUGAGAACACGGGAGAUAAGAGAUAUCAAGAACUCGCGCAAAAAUGGCAGGUCUGGAUGGACUACACUAAGACUACUGCCGCCAAGUCCGCUAAUCCUCUGUCUAUUGAUCAGAUCUUUUAUAAAGGCAAUGGCCGGGUUUGUACCGUCAUUGACAUCAAAGAUCAGUCCCUCCCCGUCAACCACCCGGAUCAGUCGUAUCUAUGUGAGACUAAAGACCUCCUCGACGACCCUUUCGAAGGCGAGAUUUUCACUUUUUGGCUACAAUUCUUCGGCGGUCUGUCGAAAGCCGACAAAAAGGCGCUGUGGGAAGUUAAAAAGUCCCAGUUGGUGAGCGUUGACUACGAAAUGGGCGAGUUCGGACCUAUCACUGUCCAAAAGGGAUUUUGGUUCUCCAGUCACGAAACCUGGAAAGUAUUGGAGAUGCCCUACUAUGACAUCGACCUUGUCCGUCGUGUAUUUGCAAACGCCGAGCGAGUUCGGACCUGCAACUCAGUCGCCACGAAACUGCCCGGCAUGUUCGCCUCAAUUAACAACAUCACCGAUCCCUCCACUGGUGAUGUGACAGGCUACAUCUCCAACGCCGGUAUCCCCUCCAUCUCGAACCAGACCGUCCAGGAACUAGACGUCAUCACGCCGUAUAGUGUAUUCCCAACAAUCUUGGUCAGCAAGUCUGUCGGACUUGCCUGGUGGAGAAAUAUGGUUGCUGCUAAGAAAAUGCAGAAUAUCUAUGGCAGCACUGAAUCCACUCGUGUCGAUGGAACAGGUGUUUCUGCACUUCUGACUUGGGACAGCAAGGUCACCACGGUAGUUGCAAUUUUGGGGGGAGUGACCGAUUUUGUUCGUCAGAAGAUGAAGACAGAUGAGGUAUAUGAUGAGUUCGUGGACAUUAUUCAGGCUGAGUACUCUCGAGUCUUCACGCAUCUUAAAGGAGAAGACGUCGACUUCUGCCUCCCGCAGGAGACUGUUCCUGAUGUAGGAUUGGUCGAUUUCACUCUUUGCAAAUAG